AUGUUGACAUCAAAAAGCAAUUCCUCUAUGCACUUAUUUGUUGAUGGUACUUUUAUCAUAAGAUUUAUUAGGUUUGAUAAAUCCCAAAGAAUACAUUUCAGAUAAAGAAAGUGCUAAACAAUUUUACAAACAAAGUAAUGUAUUUUAAAUAUUCUGUAAGGUUAAAUACUUCUAUAGUUAUCCAGAUUGGAUGAAGCAAUGCAAUACAUAAAUUAGGCAAUCCAUCUUGAUCCUUAAUUUGAAGAUGCAUAUUAUUUAAGAGGUAUUUUGUGCCGAAUUAUCAUGUAGGAGAUAUAUAUCGAUUAGAGAAGAAUCUGGAGGAGGCGUUGAAAAAUUAUGAAGAAUGUGUCAAACUAAAAACCUAGUAAUAUUUUGUUUACUACAAUAUAGGUAUCAUAAUGUAGUAGAUUUAAGGCUUAAUAUUAAACGAGAUGAAUAGAAAAGAAGAUGCGGUCAAGAACUUCGACAUUUCAUUACAAUGCAAAAUUAAAUACGAAACUUUAAUCAAUAAAGGAAUUUUAUGUUUAGAAUUAUCCAGAUACGAAGAGUGCAUUAAAAUAUAUGAUCUGGCAAUAUCAUUACAACCAGAUUGCCAUAUAGGUUAUUACAGUAAAGGUAAUUUCCAGACAAUAAAUUAGGAUUCACCUUAUUUAAAUUAUCUAAAUAUGAAGAGUCAAUAGAAAAUUACAACAAAGCCCUGAGACUCAAUCCACUUUUGACUAAUGGAUUUAAUAACAGAGGUAUUUGUACUAUAGUAAGUGUAGCUGUAUCAUUGUGCAAAAUUAAUAAGAUAAAUGAAGCUAUCGACAAUUUAAAUUAAGGAUUAAAAAUAUCUAAAAAUGACCCUGUGAUUGUCUUUAAUUUAACAAAAUUAUAUAGAUUAACCAACAAACCUGAAAAGUACAAUGAAUUGAGAGAGAAAAUUAAAAAUGUCUAACCUCAAUGGCAAGAAUUGUUAAUCAUAGAAGAAAUAGAGAAAUCACUACAGGAAGCAAAAACUGAACUUCAAUUUAUACUAGCCUCGAAUGAAAACUUAUUUGAUUAAAAAUUUUCUGAAUUCAAAACUCGAUUAGAUAUGGAAUAUCGAAAUCUUUGGAACUAUGACUUAGAAUUUGAGAAAGCGAGUUCUUCAUUCUCUUACAAAGAUAAAGAGAAAAUAGAAUAAAUAGUUUAAGAAUCAUUAAAUACUGAGGAGUCCAUAAUUAAACAUUAACUACUUUCACUUGAAAACCGAAUUUACUUUUAAUCAUUAUAUUGGAGAUUAUCAAAUUAUAUUAAGGUUGCUUAAAGAAUGUACACAUUUAGUGGAAGCAAGAGAGUAUAAGACUGUAUAAAGGAUGUGAAUCAAUCUCUAAAAUCUUUGCUUCCUGUAGAACUAGACAAGAUGCUAUUUGAAAACAAAAAGCUAAAAUAUUAGAAGACAUAGAGCACACUUUCAUCUUUUAUUGUCCAGAGCAAGGGUUAAGAUACUCAUAUUAGAUUAAUAAGAGACAAAUUAAGAAAAGCAAGUAAAAAAGUAUCAGCAACAAAACCAUUUACAAUUUCAAAAUCGUAGGAUAUUUAAAAGUCCUCUCUAUUCUCUAAUAAAAAGAGCAUAUCUGAAUUUAACAGUCAAAUUAAUAAUAAUGCAUAAACUUUUAUCGAGUAUCUUCCUAUUAAAAUAUCAGAAAAUGUCAUUAAUGAGAUAAAUUUAAGUUUAGGGAUGACCUCUUUUUCUGAUUAAAAAAUUGGAUAGAUAUUAAAAGUAUUUGCUAAUAAAACAAAAAAUGAAGAAUAGUUGGAAGUUGAAAUAUAGAUGGCUGUAUUUCUAAUGUCCAAAUCUGUUUCAGAGAUUAGAUCCUUAAAUGAAAAUGUUGAAAAUAUUCUCAAAUUCGAAUAAAUGAGCAAUCCUAAUUUAUCCUAUAUUUCUGGUUAAAAAUGGAUGAUUGGAAUAGAUGAUACAAUUUAAGUAUUAAAAUAUUUCCAAGAGUAAUAUAAAGCACUUAUUGAUCCUCAAUCAUCUCAAUUACAUUUCUAAAUUCUUGCAAGUUAGAACUAUUCAACAAAACCAAAAGUCUCUUCUUCAAAUAAAAGCAAGGAAGUUGAAAGAACUUAAGAAAGUUGUGCAUGUUUGAUAUUUUGA
Molecule: messenger RNA, 2122 nt
Organism: Paramecium octaurelia
Lineage: Eukaryota; Ciliophora; Oligohymenophorea; Peniculida; Parameciidae
Source: the annotation of a GenBank genome assembly